GGAAAUAACCUGCUUCUGUGAUGCUCUGUUUUGAAGAAGGAAAUACCUCUGAGCCUUAAAAUUCCCAGCUCAAGCUCAGUCUCAUCCUAUUGAAUAUUCCUUUCUAAUACCAUCCACUUCUAUUCUGUACUACCAGGGAACAAGAGUGGAAGGGAGAAUUGAACUCCAUGUUUUCCUGUAAUCCCAGCUUCAUCAUUAGGAUACCUAAUAUCCUAACAUAAUCAUGAAGUACAUUUUUCUUUUUAUUCUCCUUGCUGGUGAAUUUUCCUUUGGUUAUACAGAUGAGCAGAUUGAUGAUCCAGCACCCUACCUUGUAUAUAUCAAAAACCAAUUUAGCCCUUGUGUAGGUGUUCUGAUCCAUCAACAGUGGGUCCUAGCAGCUGCUCACUGCUACUUACCGAGCCUCAAAGUAAAGCUGGGAAAUUUUAAGAAAAGAGUUAGAGAUGGGACAGAACAGACCAUUAAUUCUGUCCAAACCAUUCCUUAUUGGAAUUUGAGCACAGAUUCUUCUGAGCACAACCUCAUGCUCAUCAAGUUAUCUACACCUGCAGUUCUGAAUGAAAAGGUCCAGCCCAUGGCCCUGCCCACUAAAAAUGUCCCUAGAGGCACACAGUGUAUUAUCUCUGGCUUGGAUUGGAGUGUAAAAAAUAGUGGCAAGCACCCUGACCUUCGUCAAACCUUUGUAGCAUCUCUGCUGUCAGAUAAAGAGUGCCAGGAAACAAAACAAGGAAAAGUCAGCAAAAACAGGAUAUGUGUGAAAUUCUUAAAGUCAUUCGAGAGAAUUUUUGUGGAAGCAAUAUUGGCUGCUGUCAUCUGCAAAGAUAAGAUUCAAGGGAUAGAGGUUGGGAAUUUCCUGGGAGGUAACAUUGGUGUCUACACUAACAUCUUCCAUUAUAUCCCUUGGAUCCAGAAAAUUAUGUCCAUGAAAUGAGUUGCCUUUGUUUCCCCAAGUUAUGCUAUUGCAAGGGAAAAUUAAAUGUGAUAUUUCAUUUUUAUUAAAAGGAAUAUGACAUUC
Antechinus flavipes (yellow-footed antechinus) is the source of this 1015-nucleotide messenger RNA. Its product is annotated as probable inactive serine protease 37. Lineage: Eukaryota; Metazoa; Chordata; Mammalia; Dasyuromorphia; Dasyuridae. Gene Ontology annotation, biological process: proteolysis; positive regulation of acrosome reaction. Gene Ontology annotation, molecular function: serine-type endopeptidase activity. Gene Ontology annotation, cellular component: acrosomal vesicle. The coding region runs from base 224 to 931 and encodes 235 amino acids. The transcript is spliced from 5 exons. The record is from RefSeq and is a predicted model, not a curated record.